AUGAGGAGAGCCUUUGAGGCGACUGUGAGAACCAUUGCAAGUGAUGGAUCAGUCAAAUUGGUCAACUACGUCGCAAAGAUACGAUUCCGAGAUGGGGCGCCCAACAUUUCACACUACGCCAGUGAUGCACUUAUGUAUGAAGGGAGUGCACUCCUCUUGGAUGAAUUCAAGAAGAUCUUACCUGGAUGCCAAAGGCUGCGUGAGGUGUAUCUAAAGAAAGGCCAACUAAUGGAGAUUGUUCGACAUGCGGUAGUUGUCUGUGGUGAAAUUAACCUGCCUAGUGAGGUGUACUUCUUGGAAGUAGCAUUAGUGGGGCCAUAUGUUAAAUAUUCCAGCAAUGUCAACUUUAGGAUUAAAGAGAAUUGGGAAGGAGUUGACCCAGACAUUGCUAGGCUGAUGAAUGCUUUUAUGCAUUGGUCCUACGUCAAUUCCAAUGGGAAAAGUCUCAUCUGUGACUUGCAAGGUGUUGGGCCAAUGGAAAGCCCUUUUAGACAUUGGAGCCUUCUGUCUCUUGCACAAGUAGUGAUUUUCUUGAUUUAUGUUACCCUGAAUGGAGAAACUACCUAUUACCUGUCCCCAAGGCUAAAUUUAGUAGUUGUAACUCCUCCAUGA
Molecule: messenger RNA, 612 nt
Organism: Puccinia graminis f. sp. tritici CRL 75-36-700-3
Lineage: Eukaryota; Fungi; Basidiomycota; Pucciniomycetes; Pucciniales; Pucciniaceae
Product: alphaK I12
Exons: 2
Coding region: 1-612 (203 amino acids)
Biological process (GO): protein phosphorylation
Molecular function (GO): protein serine/threonine kinase activity; ATP binding
Source: RefSeq, a predicted model, not a curated record